Molecule: messenger RNA, 1566 nt
Organism: Thlaspi arvense
Lineage: Eukaryota; Viridiplantae; Streptophyta; Magnoliopsida; Brassicales; Brassicaceae
Source: the annotation of a GenBank genome assembly
CAUCCAUCAUUGUACCCAACAAUCCCUUUCAUCCUCAGAAUCAAAAACCUCAGCUUCCUCCUUCUUUUUCUUCUUCUUCUUCUUUCAUCUAUACAUACACAUGUACACUCGUACAUAUUACACAUACAACACGUAUACAUACACCUCCCAGUCUCUAUAUAACCUUUUUAUUCUCCCCUAUCUUUUUUCCCUCUCCCCCAAUUUACUCACUUCUCUUUCUCUCUCUCUCUCUCUCACAGUAUCUUUUCAAUUGAUCAUCGACCCACCAAAGAAAAAAACUUACAAAAAUCAGAUCUUUGACAAAAAAAAAUGGAUCCGUCCUCUGCAAGCUCAGUGAACGGAUUCUACUCAUUUCUGAACAGAUCAAUGGAUGAUCUCGAAAGGGUUUAUCUCUCGAACAGCUUCAUGUCCGUACACUUUUUACAGAGAGCUCUCUGUCUUCUCCGUACCUCUCACUCACAUCUCACUCUCCUCGUUCAAAAACUCCAACUUCCCGUCGGCGACAAGUGGCUCGACGAGUAUAUGGACGAAAGCUCCAGGCUUUGGGAAGCAUGCCUCGUCAUCAAAUCCGCCGUUUCUUCGAUCGAAAACUUCUCCUCCGCCGGAAUUUCCAUCGCCUCAACACUCGACGGCCACCAUCACCACCGUCGUCUGUCCCCUCAGCUUUCUCGCCAGGUGAUAAGGGCGAUAUCAGGGUGUAGGAGAGAGGCGAUUGGGAUAGAGGAAGAGAACAGAGCUUUAAUGGAGAAUCGAGCUCAGAGGUUUCCGUUUUGGUCGGAACAGACGGUGGCGACUGCGACGGCGAUCGAGUCGUCGACGAAGUUACAGAACGGAUUCUGUGGUUUUCGCGGCGUACUGUACGCGACGAGGAACAUGAGCUCGCUUCUGCUUAUGGUUUUGAUGAACGGUCUCGUCUACUGUUUUCCCGGCGACGCAACGCUAUCGCAGACACAGACGCAGACGCAAUCGCAGGUUGGAGUCAGCGGUUUCGCCGGAGCGAUGGGGAGGUUGCAGCAGAGAGUGGCGGCUGAGGUGGGGAGGAUGGGGAUGAGGAAAGGAAUAUUGAUGCAUGAAUACAGGAGGAGCAAAGCGGCGUUGGAGGAGCUUAAGGCGGAGCUUGAGCGACGGUUCUGCGGCGGUGGAGGCAGCGGAGGAGGAGGGGAAAGCGAGGAGGAGGAAGAGAGGGAGUUGAGAGAGAGAGUGGAGAAUCUGAAAGGGUAUUUUGGUAAUUUAAGGAAUGGGACAGAGAGUAUAGUGGCGCAAAUCGAUGAUUUCUUUGAUGAAAUUGUUGAAGGAAGAAAAAAGCUUUUGGAUUUCUGCAGCCAUAGAUGAAUAUCAAAAGCUGACAUUUUUUUGCCAGUUUAAAACUCAAAAAAAAAAAAAAAAAAGGGUAGACUAGUAGGCUUAGAUGAAUCAGUUGGUAGGAGUUGUUGUAACUUUUUUCUAUUUUGUUAUGAAAAGAAAUUUUAAAUUUUAGUUUUACGUCUAUUUUAGUAUUUUGAUGCUUAUAUAUAAAAUUCUAGAAAUGGAGUUUAUUCUCUGAAUCAUAUCUAAAGUAAAUGUCUG